This is a messenger RNA of Hibiscus syriacus, 1180 nucleotides long. Its product is annotated as tobamovirus multiplication protein 2A-like. Lineage: Eukaryota; Viridiplantae; Streptophyta; Magnoliopsida; Malvales; Malvaceae. Gene Ontology annotation, cellular component: membrane. Bases 275 to 1111 code for a protein of 278 amino acids. The transcript has 7 exons. The record is from RefSeq and is a predicted model, not a curated record.
UCUCCUGCGAUCUAAGUUAGAAAUUAUAUAUAUUAAGCAUUCAACUGAUUUUGAUUUUGCUCAUAACGGGAAGUAGAAAAUCCUUUUCUUGUUUCCUUUUUAUCAUUUUUCCAGAUGCCCUUUCCCAUGAUUUUUGCAAUUUUCUGGUUUAUUUGUUGAUAAUUGUAAGGUUUAAAUGUGGGUUUCUCUUUCUUUAGGUAUUUUUUAAGUUGAUUACGUAGGAUAUACUUAUUAAAACUGUAUUCGGAAGGAUCGAUAAAGAUCAUUGGUGAGGAUGGCUUGUCGAGGAUGCUUAGAGUGCUUGUUGAAGCUCCUGAACUUCUUGAUGACUCUUGUUGGUUUGGUCAUGGUUGGAUACGGCAUCUAUUUGUUUGUUGAGUACAAAAAUGCUGACGAUGCUGCUAAGCUAUUGUCACCUGUGGGCAAUAAUCAAGAUUUGAUACAGUUUGGUAGGCCCAUGUUCAUGGCUGUGUCUCUUUCGUCUGAUAUUUUCGAUAACCUGCCAAAAGCAUGGUUUAUAUACUUAUUUGUUGGAGUAGGUGUGGUUCUCUUUGUUAUCUCUUGUUUUGGUUGUAUUGGAGCUGCAACACGGAAUAUAUGCUGCUUGACUUGUUAUUCUGUUUUGGUGAUCUUCUUAAUCUUGGUGGAGCUAGGAUGUGCAUCUUUCAUAUUCUUCAACAAACACUGGAAAGAAGAACUUCCUAUGGAUAAAACUGGAGAUUUUGAUAUGCUAUACAAAUUUCUGGAAGAAAACUGGACUAUUCUCAAGUGGGUUGCUCUUGGAAUUGUUAUCUUACAGGCUCUCAUUUUCUUGUUAGCCCUUAUGGUUAGGGCUGCAAACAGACCUGCUUAUUACGACAGUGAUGAUGAGUUUAUUGCACCGAGGCCACAAAUCAGACAGCCUUUGAUCAAUCGGCCACCAGCACCAGCUGCAGGUGUACCUGUUCCCACCCUUGAACAACGGCCCAGCAGAAAUGAUGCUUGGAGUACACGAAUGAGGGAAAAGUAUGGGCUGGAUACAUCGGAGUUCACCUACAACCCUUCCGAGUCAAACAGGUAUCAGCCGGUGGCACAACCAGCAGAAGAAAGGAGUCGGUGCACCAUUAUGUGAUGACAUAUUUUGGGUUUUGUGGAAAUCUUAUUUGGUUGGCUCCCGGAGAAGAUUGCAUUGACAAUGGAG